This is a messenger RNA of Guillardia theta CCMP2712, 246 nucleotides long. RefSeq lists its product as hypothetical. Lineage: Eukaryota; Cryptophyceae; Pyrenomonadales; Geminigeraceae. The transcript has a single exon. The record is from RefSeq and is a predicted model, not a curated record. The coding region runs from base 1 to 246 and encodes 81 amino acids.
AUGUUUGAGAAUCUGAGGCAUCACUUCUCGGAGCUAGAGACAGUGUCAGCUGAGGUGCAGGGCCCGUACACUGUCAUCCCGGGCCCUCCUGCCGGUUGGAUUCCUCCUAUCGGCGCCUCGGCGAACACUUGGGCGAACAUCUACAAGAACAAGCAGCGGAUCGAUUAUUGUGUGGACCAGUUUGCGUACUUGACAAACAGGGUGAAAUGCGUUGAGAAGUUUACAGUUGGACCUUUCUUGGCCUGA